ACAUUAACACCACACCAAAAAGUCUCCUCUCCACUCCCCCCCCCCCCCCCUUUAUCCUGCACCCUCGACACUAUCCUACGCACCUCCUCCUCCGUCGAAAAAGCCACCACCACCACCAUGGGAAAAGGCGGCGCCCUAAGCGAUGGAGUCAUCAAGAAGAUCAUCCUCUCCUACACCUACGUCGCGAUCUGGAUCUUCCUCAGCUUCACCGUCAUCGUCUACAACAAGUACAUCCUCGACAAGAAGAUGUACAACUGGCCUUUCCCCAUCACUCUCACCAUGAUCCACAUGGCCUUCUGCUCCUCCCUCGCCGUCCUCCUCAUCAAGGUCUUCAAGGUCGUCGAGCCGGUGUCAAUGUCCCGCGAGACUUACCUCAGAUCCGUCGUCCCGAUCGGGGCCUUGUACUCGCUCUCCCUCUGGCUAUCGAACUCCGCCUACAUCUACCUCUCCGUCUCCUUCAUCCAGAUGCUCAAAGCCCUCAUGCCUGUCGCCGUUUACUCGAUCGGCGUCCUCUUGAAGAAGGAGUCGUUCAGAUCUGAGACGAUGACGAACAUGCUCUCGAUCUCGUUCGGAGUCGCGAUCGCUGCCUACGGAGAGGCCAAGUUCGAUACCUGGGGAGUGAUGCUUCAGCUUGGAGCCGUGGCCUUCGAGGCGACGAGGCUUGUUUUGAUUCAGAUCUUGCUAACCUCUAAAGGAAUCAAUCUCAAUCCGAUUACGUCUUUGUAUUACGUGGCGCCUUGUUGUUUGGGGUUUUUGUUUUUCCCUUGGAUCUUCGUUGAGUUGCCGAUUCUUAGGGAGACGUCGAGCUUUCAUUUCGAUUUCGUUGUGUUUGGGACGAACUCUGUGUGUGCCUUUGCGUUGAAUCUUGCUGUGUUUCUGUUGGUUGGGAAAACGUCGGCGUUGACUAUGAAUGUGGCUGGUGUGGUGAAGGAUUGGUUGCUGAUUGCGUUUUCGUGGUCUGUGAUUAAGGAUACGGUUACGCCGUUGAAUCUGUUUGGGUACGGGCUCGCGUUUUUGGGGGUGGCGUAUUACAAUCAUUGUAAGUUGCAGGCGUUGAAGGCUAAGGAGGCGCAGAAGAAGGUUCAGCAAGGUGGGGAUGAGGAAGCUGCUGGGAAGCUUUUGGAGGUUAGGGAGAGUGAAGGUGGUGGUAAGCGUGAUGAUGCUGAAGACUGAUGAUCAUUGGUUUGUGGAUCUGAUGGAUGUGUGGAAUGUUUCAGAGGAAUAAGAGCUGAAGGGUGGUUUGUUAGGAUGAUUUUGGUAGCUUUGGAGGGGAGUUUUUCAGCAGGGUUUUUGCGCAUCUUUCGGGUUCUCACUACUUUUGCUUAAUCAUCUCUGUUCUUUGAGUUUUUUUAGUUGCUAUGUUAUUUACCUAAGUUAUGGUUUAAUUACUAUUGGAUGCUACAAUGUCUUACAGUAUUAUCACACGAACCUUUGUGUUCUAUGGAUCUCUUUGUUAUUUUCUUUUCUUGCUUCUUUAUGAGUCUGUUGGUGACAGUUGUUUUAAGUAGUUUACUUUAUAAUUCAAGUUUGGUUCUUUGUUUA
Messenger RNA from Brassica rapa (field mustard), 1542 nucleotides. Its product is annotated as probable sugar phosphate/phosphate translocator At4g32390. The record is from RefSeq and is a predicted model, not a curated record. NCBI's taxonomy places the organism in Eukaryota, Viridiplantae, Streptophyta, Magnoliopsida, Brassicales, Brassicaceae.